Molecule: messenger RNA, 1200 nt
Organism: Heterobasidion irregulare TC 32-1
Lineage: Eukaryota; Fungi; Basidiomycota; Agaricomycetes; Russulales; Bondarzewiaceae
Product: aquaporin
Exons: 9
Coding region: 71-1069 (332 amino acids)
Biological process (GO): water transport; glycerol transmembrane transport
Cellular component (GO): plasma membrane
Molecular function (GO): water channel activity; glycerol channel activity
Source: RefSeq, a predicted model, not a curated record
CCCACCCUGUUCCCCGCAUUCGCCCCAUCUUUUCACUAGUUGCUCCACAGACUGAUCAACGAUUUUCAAUAUGGACCCAACGCACCACCCUUUACACCUGGCAGAUAUUCAAACGCGUCCACGAUUAUUGGCGGCAUGGGAGCGGAGGCGCCACCGGGAAGCGCACUGGUUCAUCGAGUGCGUUGCGGAAGCGAUGGGAGUAUUCUUCUACUGUUUCGCGGGCGUCGGCGCCUCAGCAGCAUACACCUUGGGCAAUCUUCUAGGCCUCCCACUCGGAUCGGUGUUUUCGGUCGGUUUCGCCUAUGCUAUGGGUAUCGGUCUGGCGCUUGUGGUGUGCAGCGCGACAUCCGGAGGGCACUUCAACCCCGCAGUGACUAUCCUAUGCAUGUUGUUCAAAGGGUUUCCUGUCGGGAAAGGUAUGAGAUAUAUCGUUGCUCAGAUCUUAGGCGGUUACAUUGCCUGUCUCAUCGUAUAUCUUUCAUGGAAGCAUCUGAUCACGGAGGUGGAAGCGCUGUUGGUCGUAAAAGGCACGCUCGACGAGAUCAACUUCACACCUUCCGGACCAGCAGGCAUCUUCGCCUUGUAUGUCCCUGCAGGAUCGCCGCUAGGACUGGUCUUAUUCAAUGAGUUCGUGACUGAUUUCGUCAUUGGCAUGGCCAUAUGUGCCUGCACUGACCCAACGAACUUCCUCAUACCUCCGAUGCUCUCACCAUGGAUUAUUGGAAUGACCUACGGCAUCGCGAUAUGGGGCUAUUCUACCCAAGGCUUGGCUGCUAACGCUGCGCGAGAUGUCGGUGGACGGUUGGCUGCAAUGACAAUAUGGGGUACCAAAGCAGCAGGAGGCAAUUAUGCUGCCCUGGCCGCGUUGACCAACAUACCGGCGACCCUUUUCGCGUACAUUGUGUACGAGGUUUUCUUCGUCGACUCAAGUCGAGUGAUCGCGCCAGCACAGCAAGCCUUCAUGACAGGCCAUAAAGCGCACAUGGAGCACUUAGAGAACGGUCAACACCGCGGUGCAUCUCCGUCGUCUGAUCUCGAAGAAAAAGCGCACGAGAGUCGCAGCGAGUGAUAUCAUGCGAAAUAAUGAGUUUUUAUGCUUUAGGGAUACACGCGAUUUAGGGUCUACAUACUUUUCUUGGAAUUAUUCCUGCUCUGUGCCACCAAUCACAGGGCGAUCUAUUAACAGGAAUUUGGUGUUCU